Messenger RNA from Dichomitus squalens LYAD-421 SS1, 2259 nucleotides. RefSeq names its product ATP-dependent DNA ligase. The transcript is spliced from 11 exons. Gene Ontology annotation, cellular component: DNA ligase III-XRCC1 complex. The record is from RefSeq and is a predicted model, not a curated record. NCBI's taxonomy places the organism in Eukaryota, Fungi, Basidiomycota, Agaricomycetes, Polyporales, Polyporaceae. Gene Ontology annotation, biological process: DNA biosynthetic process; mitochondrial DNA repair; DNA recombination. Bases 1 to 2259 code for a protein of 752 amino acids. Gene Ontology annotation, molecular function: DNA binding; DNA ligase (ATP) activity; ATP binding.
AUGCCACAGCGGACGAUUGGGAACGCGACCCCGUCGGAGAAUCCAAUUUACGAGCCCCUGAAUGUCGAUCCCCCAUUGUAUGACCCGGCAUGCACUCCUUGGGCUCCCCAGAGCCCAGUCCCGUACUCGUUCCUGGCACACGCCCUUGCGACGCUCUCCAGCACACGCUCACGAAUUGCAAAGUUAGACACGCUGACAAAUGCAUUGCGCACUAUCUGCCGACAGCAUCCCCCGUCCCUUCUCCCGGCAUUAUACCUACUGUCAAAUGCUCUCUCGCCGCCUUAUUCGCCCACUGAAUUGGGACUGGGCCCUACGACCAUCUCAAAGGCUAUCCAGCACGUUUCCGGACUUAGUCCUGCUGCGCUGAAACGCCUGUAUAAUGCGACUGGCGAUCCAGGUCAGCCUCGGGCUUUUUCCGAUCGGGACGUAGCAUUUGAGGCUAAAUCGAACGUUAGAACUCUCAUUCCCCAUCCGCCCCUUCUCAUCACCGGCGUCUACUCUUCUCUGUUGAAGAUUGCCCAUGCGAAGGGUCCAGGCGCCGCUAAGACCAAGCAGGCAAUCGUAGAGAAGCUUCUGGUCUCUGCCCGAGGGGAGGAGACGCGCUACCUCGUCCGCACCCUAGGACAAAACCUCCGCGUAGGUGCUGUCAGAACUUCCCUUGCGGCACUUGCGAGGGCGAUGGUCCUCACACCACCCGUGGAGCUAUCCGCACCAACGCCGGACGAUUCCCCUUUCCGCAUUAGUGCAGAAUUGCUCGAGGAGGUUAAGCCCUUGUUGGCUCAGAAGAAAGUUGCCGACGAAGCCCGCGAUGCGCUGAACGACGUGUACCUCCGCGCAGAAAGUCUGAUCAAGCGGGUCUAUGUUCAGCAUCCUAACUACGAUCACAUCGUGAAGGCGCUGCUAGAAGUCGGCCUUGACGGGCUCUCAGCCCAGCUGCCUUUGACUGUCGGGGUUCCAUUACUUCCCACCUUAGGUUCCCCGACGCGCUCUCUUGACGAAAUCUACGACCGGUUAGGAUUCUUGCCUUUCACGGCCGAGUUUAAGUAUGACGGCCAGCGCGCCCAAAUCCAUGCUUCGAGGGGUGAUAAUGAUAGGCCGUUCGUCAAGCUGUUCUCGCGACAUCUCGAAGACAUGACCGACAAGUAUCCAGACGUGGUCUCAUUAGUUGACGGAAUCUUCCUAUCUACGCCGCAGACAGAGUCUUUCAUCAUAGACGCAGAGGUCGUGGCAAUCGACCCUGGGACCGGCGCGCUCAAAACAUUCCAGGAAUUAUCAAACCGCGCUCGUAAGGAAGUAAAACUUGACGAAGUGAAGGUCGCCGUCUGCGUCUUUGCGUUCGAUCUCAUGUAUCUCGACGGUCAGAUCCUGCUCGAGCGAUCGUUCCGCGACCGCCGGACUGUGCUUCGAACGCGAUUUCCGCCUUACACGCCGCCGCAGAAGGGCGCGGCACGUUUCGAUCACGUCAAAAGUGUCGAAAGCGAAGAUGGGCGGGAGGUCGUCGAGGAAUUUUGGCAGGCCGCCGUCAACAGCUCCAGCGAGGGCCUCAUGGUCAAGCUUCUCGAUAGCGGCGAGAUCUUGGAAGAACCUAACCAAAAGAAAGACAAACCGCGUCGCAAGCCCUUACCUGCCACAUAUGAGCCAGACAAACGGACCUCCGCGUGGUUGAAGCUAAAGAAGGACUAUGUGACAGGAUUGAGCGACAGUCUCGAUCUCGUUCCUAUUGGCGCGUGGCAUGGCAACGGUAGGAAGGCACAAUGGUGGAGUCCUAUCCUACUCGCCGUAUGGGAUCCCGACGCGGAGAAGCUCGUCGCGGUGUGCAAAUGCAUGUCAGGCUUUACCGAUGCAUUUUAUAAGAGCUUGCGUGAAAGAUACCCCGAAGAUUCUGACAGCUGUUCGUCGCGGCCCAUGUGGGAGCCCGAGUGUGAUACAGGUGGACUUAGACCGGAGGUCUACUUCAAGCCGCAAGAAGUGUGGGAAAUUCGGGGCGCCGAUAUCACAAUCAGUCCUGUCUCCGUCGCAGCAUUAGGGCUCGUGUCGCAGACAAGAGGACUGAGUCUGCGGUUCCCGCGCUUCAUAUCGCUCCGCGAAGACAAGGCCGUAGUAGACGCCAGCACGCCGGAAUUUCUCGCGAAUAUAUACCGCAUGCAGCAAGCCGCUGGGAAGGAUCAGACUGGUGCGGAUGAGGGGGAGCUUGUAGAUGUAGCAUUGGAUGACGGGGGCCAAGACGACGAGAGUGAAGAGUCGGAGGCAGAUUCGUAG